CAUAAUUUAAAAAAAAAAAAAUAGACGAAGACAAUGUAAUAGAUUGAAACAGAUUCUGUUUCUUUCUACCAGAGUAACUCCACUCUGCGUCCGCAUGCAAUCCAAUCUUCCACAUUUUAGACUUGGCAGUCGAAAGACAUUCCAAGGAAACUGGGAAUCCUCAUGAAUUAUUUACAAUAAUUAGGACGGAUUUUUUUUGUAUAUGCAGUACAUGUUACUGUAAGGACUUGGCACGAAUUAGGACAUCCCAAUCAAUAUGCAGCAAGCAGUGAUGGAAGAAACUACUACUACUACUACUACAACAACAACUACGUCAUAUGAAAACCCUGCAAGCAGUUACGACGACUUAUUUCCGGCAUUACCGGAAUCUGUAACCCCUGUUCCAAAUGUGAAUACUCAAGGACAAUGGAAUAAUAAAAUGCGUGUUGGAUCCACUUCGGUUACUCAAGUGGUACGAGUACCUUAUGAAGAACGCAAAUUUGACCAUAGCGAUAAAUUUGGUGAAGGUGAAUCGACACGGACAUGUUAUCAAAUAUCAAAAGAUACCGGCGCAAACAUUGAAAUUUCAUCUAGUAAAGAUCAAUCUUUAACAUUUUUGGUAACUGGAAAAACAAAUGAAGUGUUAGAAGCACGCCGAAAAAUUCUAACCCAUUUCCAAACUCAAGCUAGUAAGCAAUUAUCCAUUCCAGUGGAACAUCAUAAAGUUAUUUUAGGUAAAGCUGGACAACGACUUAAAGAUUUGGAAAAACAAACAGCAACUAAAAUUCACGUUCCAAAUAUCAAUGAAAGUUCUGAAAUAAUUACUAUAACUGGAACUAAAGAAGGUGUAGAAAAGGCAGAACAUGAAAUACGUAUUUGGUCCGAAGAACAAUCCCGUAAAGCACUUGAACGUGUAUCCGUUCCAAAAAUUUAUCAUCCAUUUAUUUUUGGGGCCUACAAUGAAACUUUAAACGCAAUGAUUGCUGAAACUGGAGCUCGAAUUAAUGUCCCUCCACCUUCGGUACAAAAAGACGAAAUUAUUAUUGCUGGUGAAAAGGAAGGUGUUUUAUUAGCAAAAGCAAAAAUUGAAGCUAUUCAUAAAGAUAUGGUGAAAAAAUGUGGUACGGUUUCAGUUGAAGUUCCAAAAGCACAACAUAAAUAUGUUGUUGGUCAUCGUGGAAGUACUAUUGCCGAAAUUCUAAAAGAAACUAAUGUUAGUGUUGAAAUACCACCAAGCGAUUCGGCAACUGGAACAAUUACUUUAAGAGGUCCUCAUGAUAAAUUGGGUUUAGCAUUAAGUAAAGUGUAUGAGAAGGCAAAUUCAGGUCUAACAGCAAUUAUUGAAGCACCGGCAUGGAUUCAUAAAUAUAUUAUUGGACCAAAACGAGCUAAUAUUAAAGAUUUAACUAGAGAUUUCCAAAAAUUACGAGUUGAAUUUACAGAAGAUAAAAUUAAGAUCGAAGGCCAACCUGAAGAAGUUGAAAAAGCUCGAGCAUCUAUUGAAAGUGUUGUAAAUGACUUAGUAUCGAAAUUCACAUUCGUUGAGUUAAAUGUUGAUCCAAAGUAUUGUAAACAUAUCAUUGGAAAAAGUGGAGCAAAUGUAAAUAGGCUGAAAGAUGAAACUGGUGUUAUGAUCAACAUAACCGAAAAUGAUGCUACCAACAUUAUUAGAAUCGAAGGUAAUCAUGAAGGUGUUCAACAGGCGAAACAAGAACUUUGUGAAAUGAUUGAUAAACUAGAUAACGAAGUACAAAAAGACGUUGUCAUUGAUCAAAGACAUUAUAAAAGCAUUAUUGGUACAAAAGGAGCAAACAUUAAAGAAAUUAAAGAUAAAUUUCCACAAGUUGCAAUUGCAUUCCCCGGUCCAGGUGAUAAACCCGAUUUAGUUAAAUUACGUGGACCAAAAGAUGAAGUUGAAAAAUGUUCAAAAUACUUAUUAAAACGUGCCAAACAAUUGAAUGAAGUAUCAUAUUCUGUGGAUGUUCCAAUAUUUAAACAAUUCCAUAAGUUUGUUAUUGGUAAAGCAGGAGCAAAUAUACGAAAAAUUCGUGAUGAAACUCAAACGAAAAUUGACUUACCUGCUGAGGGUGACAACAGCGAUGUUAUAACAAUUACAGGGAAAAAAGAAAAUGUUGAAGAAGCACGUGAUAGAAUUCAAAAAAUUCAAGUUGAACUUGCCAAUAUUGUAAACGAAGAAAUUACUAUUCCACCUAAAUUUUAUAAUUCCCUUAUUGGUACUGGUGGAAAAUUGAUUCAUUCAAUAAUGGAAGACUGUGGUGGUGUUACUAUCAAAUUUCCCACUGCCGAAAGUAAUAGUGAUAAAGUUAGUAUUCGAGGUCCUAAAGAUGAUGUUGAGAGAGCAAAACAACAAUUAUUGGAAUUAACAUCAGAACGGCAAUUAUCAAGUUACACUGCUGAAGUUCGUGCUAAACCACAACAUCAUAAAUUCUUAAUUGGUAAAAAUGGAGCUAGUAUCAAAAAGAUUCGUGAUGCAACUGGAGCACGAAUUGUUUUUCCAACUGAUAAGGAUGAAGAUAAAGAAGUCAUUACAAUCAUUGGAAAACAAGAUGCUGUUCUUAAAGCAAAAGCGGAACUUGAGUCAACCAUAAAAGAAAUCGAUAAUAUUGUUGAAAGCGAAAUGACUGUAAAACCUCAACAUCAUAAGCACUUUGUAGCCAGGCGGGGUGAAGUUUUACACCGCAUCACUGAAGAGUGUGGAGGUGUAUCAAUUAGUUUUCCACGACCAAAUGUUGAAAGUGAUAGGGUAGUGUUGAAAGGAGCUAAAGAUUGUAUUGAAGCUGCCAAACAACGUAUACAAGAAAUUGUUGCUGACUUAGAAUCAAUGGUUACAAUCGAUUGUGUUAUACCUCAAAAACAUCAUCGUACUGUUAUGGGUGCUAAAGGAUCAAAAGUCCAACAAAUAACUUCUGAAUUUGAUGUUAUGAUUAAAUUUCCAGAUAAAGAUAUUCAAGAUUCGUAUCAAGAAGGUCAAGUAAAUGGAGAUAUUGAUGAAAAUGCUGUUAAACCUUGCGAUAUCAUUAGGAUUAAUGGUAAAGAAGCUAAUUGUCUUGCAGCAAAACAAGCACUUUUAGAUCUAGUUCCUAUUACCAUUGAGGUAGCUGUGCCAUUUGACUUCCAUCGUUCAAUUAUUGGUCAAAAAGGACGUGACGUUCGUGAGUUAAUGGACACAUAUGAUGUUCAUAUCAUACUUUCGCCGGCUGACCAAAAAUUAGAUAUAAUAAAGAUCACCGGUACGCCUGCUAAUGUUAAAAAUGCUGAAGUAGCUAUUCAAGAAAAAUGUAAACAAUUGCUUGCCGAUCGUGAAGAUCGUCUCGCAAGAUCAUUUGAAUUGAAAAUUGAAGUUGACCCCGAGUUUCAUUCAAAAAUUAUUGGACGACGUGGAGCAGUUAUUACUAAAAUACGUACUGAUCACAAUGUUCAAAUAAAUUUCCCAAAGAAAGGUGAUCCCGAUGAACGUAUCAUAACAAUAACUGGCUAUGAAGAGAAAACGCAUGCUGCAAAAGACGAUAUUAUGAAGAUCGUUAAUGAAUUGAAUGAUAUGGUCAGAGAAGAAGUAUCGUUAGAUGCACGAGUCCAUUCAAGAUUUAUUGGUUUUCGUGGUCGUAACAUUCGUAAAAUCAUGGAUGAUUAUAAAGUUGACAUUAAAUUCCCUCGUUCUGACGACCCAGAUCCUAAUCUUGUUGUUAUAAUGGGUGCUGACGAUAAUGUUCAAGAAGCAAAAGAUCAUUUACUUAAUUUAGAAGAAGAAUAUAUGGAAGAUGUAACUGAAGCGGAAAUGAGGGAAAGCUAUCGCCCAUCUUCUAAUCGCGAAGAGACAAAUGGUUCUCAACAAGGUGGUGAAGCUGGUAAUGGUUUUGUUGUGAAAGGAGCACCAUGGGAACAAAAAGCUCCAAAUACAGCAAGUGUUGAAGAAUUUCCAUCAUUUGGUCCACGUGGUGGUACUCAAGCACCACCAACUGAAGCUACACCACCACAAUCAGCACCAUUCUCUGGUGCUUGGGGACUACGUCGUUAAAUCCUCCACUCUCGUUUUUUUAUGCCAUAACUACAUAAUUCACUUUGUUAUUUAGUAGUACUACUUACAAAAAUAUUAAUACGAUGAAGUUUUGUUUUUCAUGUUGAUAAAAACAAAAAAAAAUUGAAAAUUAUACAAAAAUUAAAUAUACACACGGCUGGUACACGUGGUGAUUUCACUUGAAAUACAAAAAAAUAUCAUUGUAUUUAUGUUGUUUUUUUUGAUUCCGUAAUGUAGUUUCUGACAAGUAAUACUCUCUUGCUUUUUUAAGAAUUUAUUUUAAAAAUAAAAGUUCCCUAUGCAUCCAACAAAAAAAAUAAUCAAUGCAUACAUACAGUUUUUAACAAAAUCAUUUUUGAUUUAUAGCUAACUAUAAGUUUCAUCUAAAUAUUAUUUUUAAAAUUUUAACGAAUUUUUGUUAUUUAUUGAUAAAAGAUGUUUAUUUCUUUUAAAACUGUAUACUUUAGCCAUAAUUUUGAUUAUCUUAGAGAGAGGGAUUUAGUAAAAAAAAAAAUAAAAUAGAUAUUUUAGCUACAAAAACAAAAAUUGUACCCCUCAAUAUUAUAACGACCUCUUCAACUUGGCUAUGGUUUUGUUGUGUAACUUUUUUUUUU
Messenger RNA from Chrysoperla carnea, 4629 nucleotides. RefSeq names its product vigilin (gene Dp1). NCBI's taxonomy places the organism in Eukaryota, Metazoa, Arthropoda, Insecta, Neuroptera, Chrysopidae. The transcript has 9 exons. Gene Ontology annotation, cellular component: cytoplasm; nucleus. The record is from RefSeq and is a predicted model, not a curated record. Gene Ontology annotation, molecular function: mRNA binding. Bases 257 to 4015 code for a protein of 1252 amino acids.